AUGUCCAUCACCAUCACCGGCGCCGCCGGCUUCCUGGGCCAGCGGCUAGCCAACGUGCUCGCGCGGCGCGGCGAGCGCGUCGUCAUGUGCGACCUCGUGGAGCCCGCCGCGGUGCCGGCGAACGGCACCUUCAUCCAGGGCGACCUCGAGGCCACGCUCGACGCGGCCAUCACGGCGGACACAAAGGCCGUCGUGCACCUCGCGGCCGUCGUGAGCUCCGGCGCGGAGCUCGACUUCGACCUGGGCUACGGCGUCAACGUCGCCGGGCUGACGAAGCUGCUGGAGCGCUGCCGGUCCGCGCCGGCGCGGCCGCCGACGGUGCUCUUCACGUCGUCGCUCGCCGUCUUCGGCGCGACGCCCUUCGCGACGGACGAGUCGCCGACGACGCCGGCGUCGAGCUACGGCACGCAAAAGGCCAUCGGCGAGCUGCUCGUCAACGAUUAUUCAAGAAAGGGCUUCAUCGACGGCCGCACGCUGCGCCUGCCGACCAUUAGCGUGCGGCCGGGCGCGCCGAACAAGGCCGCGUCGGGGUUCGCGAGCGGGAUUCUCCGGGAGCCGCUGAGCGGCGUCCGCGCGAUGUGCCCGCUGGAUCCCUCGUCCGUGCUCUGGCUCGCGAGCCCGGACAGUGCCGUCCGCGCCCUGGUGCACGGGCUCUAUGUCGACGGCGACGCCUUUGGGGACUACCGCUGCGUGAACGCGCCGGGCAUCUCCGUGUCGAUCGACGAUAUGCUCGCGAGUUUGGAGCGGCACGGCGGCGACCGGUCCCUCGUGGACUUCGUGCCGGACCCGCACGUCGCGGCCAUCGUCGGGUCCUGGCCGUCGCACUUCGACGUGUCCAAGGCGACGGCGAUGGGCUUCCCCGCGGCCGACGACAUCGACGCGGCCGUCGCGAGCCACGUCGAGCGGGAGCUGCUCGGGGUCGUCGGGUAA
Messenger RNA from Aureococcus anophagefferens, 930 nucleotides. RefSeq lists its product as hypothetical. The coding region runs from base 1 to 930 and encodes 309 amino acids. The transcript has a single exon. NCBI's taxonomy places the organism in Eukaryota, Pelagophyceae, Pelagomonadales, Pelagomonadaceae. The record is from RefSeq and is a predicted model, not a curated record.